This is a messenger RNA of Neoarius graeffei (lesser salmon catfish), 3789 nucleotides long. It is a transcript of the gene kctd12.2, whose product is annotated as potassium channel tetramerisation domain containing 12.2. The record is from RefSeq and is a predicted model, not a curated record. Gene Ontology annotation, biological process: protein homooligomerization; regulation of G protein-coupled receptor signaling pathway. Lineage: Eukaryota; Metazoa; Chordata; Actinopteri; Siluriformes; Ariidae. Gene Ontology annotation, molecular function: protein binding. The transcript has a single exon. Gene Ontology annotation, cellular component: presynaptic membrane; postsynaptic membrane. Bases 116 to 949 code for a protein of 277 amino acids.
CUCAUUCUUUUUCUCUUUCACUCCAACUUUGAGAGGAGGAUAAGAUAGAUCAAGGGUGGUGGUUGUUGUUGCUUUGUUUGUUUGUUCCCGUUUGGAGACAGAUGUUGUAGCAGAAAUGGCUCAGGCAUCUGAAAGGCGAGUGGAAAGCUCAACAUUCCCUGAAAUAAUCGAGCUGAAUGUCGGUGGACAGAUUUACGUUACGCGCCACUCAACUUUACUGUCCGUGCCGAACUCUUUCCUCUGGAACAUGUUUCAGGAGCACGGCUCGGACCAGCUGACCCGGGACAGCAAAGGGCGCUACUUUAUAGACCGGGACGGGUUCCUGUUCCGUUACAUCCUGGAUUACCUGCGCGACAAGAACCUGGCGCUUCCCGACUACUUCAGAGAGAGAGCAAGUUUGCAGAAAGAGGCUGAGUUUUUCCAGCUCCCCGAUCUGGCCCGUCGUCUCCGACCUCCUCAGGUCAGUAAGGAGAACUCGAUCGGAGAUGAGGCGUUCCACAGUGACCCGGAGGAAGCCGCAGGGUCGUGCGCCCUCGCAGGUGCCACAUGCAGCGCCGUCGGGCCGCGCUCUCCAUCUCUGGAGACGCGCAAGUCCGGCUACAUCACCGUCGGCUAUCGCGGCUCGUACACGAUCGGACGCGACAUCCAGAACGACGCCAAGUUCCGACGCGUGGCCCGGAUUACCGUGUGCGGGAAAACCUCGCUCGCCAAGGAGGUCUUCGGGGACACGCUGAACGAAAGCAGGGACCCCGACCGGCCCCCAGAGAGGUACACAUCCCGAUAUUACCUCAAGUACAACUUUCUGGAGCAGGCGUUCGACCGUCUGGCUGAGGUGGGCUUCCACAUGGUGGCGUGUAACUCCACAGGGACCUGUGCGUACACCAGCAACGACCCCAAUGAGGACAAAAUCUGGACCAGUUACACCGAAUAUGUGUUUUUCAGAGAGUGACUUGCUUUUAAUGCUUUUUCUUUCUUUCUUUCUUUUUAUUCUUGGAACCCGUCCCUAUUUCCUUCACUUUAGUGCACAACUAUAGUCUAAGUCUGGGCGGCACGGUGGUGUAGUAGUUAGCACUGUCACCCCACAGCAAGAAGGUCCUGGGUUCAAGCCCAGUGGCCGGCAAGGGCCUUUCUGUAGAGUUUGCAUGUUCUGUGUGGGUUUCCCCUACAGUUAGGUUAAUUGGUGGCUCUAGAUUGACCAUCGGUGUGAAUGGUCGUUUGUCUCUAUGUGGAUGACCUGGUGACUUGUCCAGGGUGUACCCUGCCUCUCGCCCAUAGUCAGCUGGGAUAGGCUCCAGCUUGCCUGCGACCCUGUAGAACAGGCUAAGUGGCGAUGGAUGUGUUUUUCAGAGAGUGAUGCCAGGUGGAUAUGCUUUUUCUUUCUUUCUUUUUAUUCUUGGAACCCAUCCCCAUUUCCUUCACUUUAGAGCACAACUAUAUAUAUAUAUAUAUAUAUAUAUAGUUGUGCAGUGGUUAGCACUGUCACAGCAAGGUCCUGGGUUAGAGCCCAGUAGCCGGUGAGGGCCUUUCUGUGUAGAGUUUGCAUGUUGUCUGUAUGAGUUUACUCCGGGUGCUCCGGUUUCCCCCACAGUCCAAAGACAUGCAGGUUAGGUUAAUUGGUGGCUCUAAAUUGACCGUAGGUGUGAAUGGUUGUUUGUCUCUAUGCGUCGGCCCUGCGAUAACUUGGUGACUUGUCCAGGGUGUACCCCACCUCUCGCCCAUAGUCAGCUGGGAUAGGCUCCGGCUUGUCUGUGACCCUGUAGAACAGGAUAAGCGGCUACAGAUAAUGGCUGGAUAUAGGCUAAGUGCACUCUCAGAACUAAAGGUACCAAACUGUCCUUCUCCUGGUAUUUAUCUUGUACCUUUAGUCUGUAUCUUUUUACCUGGAAUAGUGCAAUUUUUCUUUUUUUUAAAUCAUUUUCCUCCUUACCUCAUUUUUAAUUAUGUACGAUUCAUGAUCGUAUCUGGCAAGCAACAGUACAGGGAUGGGUUUCCCAGAAAGAAUUGUAGCACAAAGAUCAUCGUUAAAUGGUAGAGUGAGCAUCACAAUGAACACCCUCUCUCCUAGUUAAGAUGCUCUUAGCAUUAAGAGGCUUUUGGGAAACCCAUGCCAGUUUGGUAGUUUCCAAGAGACAGAAAAAGGUACUGUUGCUUGUCAUCGGGGUUCUAGAUGUUACAGGUCCAAAAAUUUCAGCCUAGGUGAUUUUUUUUUUCUUUUGACCUGGGUUAAAAAUUUUAACCCCGUUCAUAAUUUCCAACCCAGGGAUGAUCUAAGAUUCUUAAGCAUUACUUAAUAUUGCUUCUUUUGUGUGUCUUUCUUCCAUCCAUCCAUCCACUCAGUCUACACCUACCUAGUAUUUCCUACUAUUGGUCUAAUUAGCAUUUUUUUAACACUUAACCAGGAUUCAAACGCAGAACCUUCUGAUUUUUAACCCAACACCUUGAUCACUAGACCAGUGACAAUUCCAAUAAAAAGAAUGAUACAUACCGUAUUUUGAACUUAUCAAUGAGUCCAGUCUUAUUAUGUCAUCACGUCGUUUAAAAUCCAAACUCUUUCCAAAUCCGAACCCAAGAUAUAAGUCGUCUCUCUAAUACAAGUAGCAAAUUAUGAAUUGGGUUAAAAAUUCUAACCUAGGUUAAAAAAUUCCACCCGACCUACAACAUAUACAGUACAUACCUACAUGAGUGUCCAACUUGUACUUGUAGCAUGCAUCAUUCACCGGAGUCGAGUCCCUUUAAAAUUCCUGUCGUAUCUUAAAUCACUGGUUCUCAGAUCCACUGGGAACCCACUAUCACUUCUGAUUCAACAGAUUCCUUUUGCAGAGAAGUAGGGAGAAAUUGAGAGCCAUGGAUGAUACCUGGAAAUGAGAUGAAGCUUGGAGAGGAUUUCAGGGCCCUAAAGGGAAUUAAUUUUUUUUCCGAAACCCCUUGCUUUAAAUGUGUACAUCCGCUUUAUUAGACAAAAAAAGAUGCAUACUACAGGUACUAAUGAUAAGAAUACCACACUACUGAGAAGCAGUGAUACUGUUUUGAUCUUUUUUGGUCCCUGUUACAGCUCUAGGUUUUUUUUUUUCUCCCACCAGAGUGGGUCUUGUUGUACCGUAAAUGUGUGAUAAUAUCAAUCCACACAGAUUAGCAUAAAUACGUAGCACGUUUAUAAGACGUUUAAUGAUUAGCAGGGUUUAGCAUUCAUGUUAUUAAGGUUAAACAAUUCAGCAAGGUUUGUUUAGAAUGCACAGUAAAAACACACUCGUUUUGGGAACACAUGCACACAGGCGUGUCUGGACUUCGGUGGUUUGGUUUGUCCAGGCAAGGUAAUGUUUAUGUUAAUGUUAAUGUUGUGCUACCUGUUGGAGAGGAAAAUGUGACUGAAAUGUGGUGAGGUGUUACCUGACAUGGAGGACAUUGCUUGCUCCUCUUAAUAAGCUCACUGCUAUUUCAUCUUCACAUCCCACUGAGUGCUUUCCCGGUCGUUGUCCUUUUCUAAUCUCUCCCACUGGAUCUAUUUUUUCCAAGUGUCACUCUCAUGGUGUUUUUCAAUAAAUAGAACUUCAGUUUCCUGUGUGAUGUAAACGGGUUUAGCUCACAUUUCUAUUUUGCUCUAUCAGAUAGCAACCAGACCCAAAACAUAUGGCUGUUUGUGUACUAAAGAAAAAAUCUCUCACUCUGAAUUUUUAACCAGCACUCUCCCCUUUCAAGUAAAUGAAGUGAUUUGUUUCCUUUGCACUUGCAUAUUUGAAAUCUCUCAUGGUUUCCUUGUAUGGCUGAAACAAUAAACUAAAUCUAAAAAGA